Messenger RNA from Didymodactylos carnosus, 252 nucleotides. The record is from the annotation of a GenBank genome assembly. Lineage: Eukaryota; Metazoa; Rotifera; Eurotatoria; Philodinida; Philodinidae.
AUGGUUAGGUUAGGAUUAGGUUGUGAAAUUUUUUAUAGUAAAACACAUCCUGGCAUAAAAAGUUUAUUGAAUACUGAGGGUACUCUAGAUAUAAAUGAACAAUCUCCAUCAUCAUCAUCAUCAUCACCAAGAUCAAAAUUAACUGAAGAUGAAUUAGAACAAAUAUUUAUAAUAAAUGAAUACAUCAAAAAAUACCGUUCAAAACCACCAAUUGAUAGUUCAAUAUCUGAAAAUCGUUUUAAAGAACCAUAA